This is a messenger RNA of Pelobates cultripes (western spadefoot toad), 199 nucleotides long. Lineage: Eukaryota; Metazoa; Chordata; Amphibia; Anura; Pelobatidae. The record is from the annotation of a GenBank genome assembly.
ACAAAAUAUACAUUAGAAACAAAUAGAAUGUUCAAUGGACACAUUAGUAGCUUAUUUAAAACGGAGCCUGAGUGGAUCUCCAGACUUAUACUGUUUGAUAGAGAUGAUGGGGAAUUCAUGGAGGAGUGGUAUACACUUAUGGAUAACCUCUCCUUCCAGACAAUGACUUUCAUCAUCAAGCGCAGACAGCUGACCCUAC